AUGAACAUUAACGUGUCUUGUCAAGCCGACAUGGACCUCAACGACGAGUUCUUUGGUGCCGCUUUGGAUCGACUAAAGGAGAGCCCAGGACCGGACGUGUUGCAUCAAGGCAUCACAAUACCCAUCACAGAAUGCUUGUUUGUUCCGACAACAGGUGAAAUAGAAUCCGUCUCUAGUUCGUCUUCUGCUAUUAUGAAUGGUGAUAGCAGCGAAAGUGAUGAUCAAAUGUCUCUAAGCGAUUCCUCUGAAGUGCCACUAAGUGACGUUGAAAACGAAAACCCCACCAUUUUAAAUUCUAAAGAUUCAUCUUGUGAAUGUUUUAUCGAUAAUUUGUGCUAG
This is a messenger RNA of Parnassius apollo (apollo), 339 nucleotides long. The record is from the annotation of a GenBank genome assembly. Lineage: Eukaryota; Metazoa; Arthropoda; Insecta; Lepidoptera; Papilionidae.